Spodoptera litura is the source of this 814-nucleotide messenger RNA. The record is from RefSeq and is a predicted model, not a curated record. NCBI's taxonomy places the organism in Eukaryota, Metazoa, Arthropoda, Insecta, Lepidoptera, Noctuidae.
UGCAAAACAUGAAAUGAAUAAAUUAUAAAAAUUAAAAACUCAGCAAAAUGCAUCCAAUGGAUUCGAAGAUAUCACGUGAAUUGCCUAAGAUAAUAAAUUAAGGAGUGUAAAAGAAAUAAGAGUGGAAUAAACAAGAAAUCGUUUAGAAAAGAAAAUAAAUUUUGGUCGAAAAUGGGUUUGUUGCUCAGUAAAGAGUUUAGGGCUAAAAGGAAAGUGGAUGAAGCUACUAGCAAUACCAGUUUGUCCAAUGUACGUUACGUGGUAACAGAAAAACCAAAAUGGAAAGUUUUCAAAAAGAAAGAAGUAGUGCCUAUCCCCCAAUACUUGCCACCUAAGGGAUGUGCAUGCGGCAAUGAAGGAAUCUGUAAGAAGAAGAUCACACCAGCGGGAGUUACUAUACAUUACCCACAAAAAAAGAGAAAAUUCACCGCCUUUGGUGGGAAGCGGCGAUACAAGCCACCAAAAAUAAAGAGGAGCAAGUUCAGCAAAUCUCGGUGGAAAUCCAUUCCCACGGUUUCACCAUUCCAAACGAGAGUUACAAGUCUUCACCGCGUCCGAUCGUCUUUGAGUGGUGAUAAACUCGUAAAUGCGUUGAAGACCAUAAAGACUUUGAAACCGACGAAGUCUGGGAUAAGUGUUAAACUAAACAAUGUCAUCUUGAAUAUUAGAUCUUUAAGCCGGUUCAGAAGACAUUAUAAACUAAAACGAGUGAGCAAUAAAUUUAUGUUAAUGCCUAUCAAUAUACAGGGUGACCAAUGAGGUGAGCACAUAGGCAGUUGUUUAACUGGGCAUCAGUUCUGAAAACUGAUUGUCA